Molecule: messenger RNA, 824 nt
Organism: Aphidius gifuensis
Lineage: Eukaryota; Metazoa; Arthropoda; Insecta; Hymenoptera; Braconidae
Product: proteasome assembly chaperone 2
Exons: 2
Coding region: 65-802 (245 amino acids)
Biological process (GO): proteasome assembly
Cellular component (GO): nucleus; cytosol
Source: RefSeq, a predicted model, not a curated record
UAUAUAUUGGAAUUUAUAUAAGUGAUUUGCUAAAUUUUCAAACAAUAUAAAAAUAAUUAAUAAAAUGUUAAAAUUAUCAGAAAAAAUUGAUUUAACUGGUUAUACACUAGUUUUACCAGCGGUUGCAGUUGGUAAUGUUGGACAAUUGGCAAUUGAUAUAUUAAUAUCAAGUACACAAAUGAAAAAAAUUGGUUAUGUAUUGAGUUCUGGUUUUAUUCCGAUAAUUGGUGCUGAUCCUUAUUCAACAGAAUCAAAUGAUGUUUGUACAUCAGGUGAUAUUUAUUAUGAUCCUGAUAGUAAAAUUGUUUCAAUACAAAUCAGAUCACCACCAGUUAAAAGAUUAAAUAAAUUUUUCAAUGAUGUCAAGCAAUUUGUUCAAAUGGAAAAAAUUGAAAAAGUUAUAAUAUUAACAAGUGCAUGGGCACAUACAAGAAAUGAUGCUCAAAUUCAUACGAUGCCAAUGCGUUAUAUUGUAUCUCCAAUUAUUGAAAAAAAUCAUGGUAAAAAAUUCAAAGAACUCAAUUGGCUUCCAUUGGAAACUGAAAAAAAUCCAUUUACAAAUACUGAAGAAUUGUCAAUACCAGGUGGUGGAUUUGCUAAAAAACUUUAUGAUUUUUUUAUCACAAAUGAAAUACCAUCAGCAAUAUUAUUGGUAUUUUGUUCAGAAGGUGAUAAUGUACCAGAUGCUACUGGGUUAAUAAAAUAUUUAUCAGGCUGGAUAAAUAUUGUUGUUAAACAAACUAAAUAUCCAUCAUCAUGGGAAUUUCUCUUUGGCAAUCCAGCACCAUCAGACAUUUAUUAAAUUAAUAAACAACACUAUUGUC